AUGGACCCACUCAGGGACUAGCUGGCCGCAGAGCCAGCAGAGAUGAUGGCCGACAUGUACAACAGAAUGACCAGUGCCUCCCCCCGGAAGUGCAUGCCUCCCCACUACAAGGAAGCAGAGCUGUCCGAGGGCAAGCCCGUGUGCCUGGACCGGUGUGUCUCCAAGGACCUGGGCAUCCAUGACCGGAUGGGCAAGAAGUUGACAGAGUUGUCUAUGCAGGAUGAGGAGCUGCUGAAGCAGGUGCAGCAGAGUUCUGGGCCUGUGUGA
Messenger RNA from Budorcas taxicolor (takin), 267 nucleotides. RefSeq names its product mitochondrial import inner membrane translocase subunit Tim10-like. Gene Ontology annotation, biological process: protein insertion into mitochondrial inner membrane. NCBI's taxonomy places the organism in Eukaryota, Metazoa, Chordata, Mammalia, Artiodactyla, Bovidae. Gene Ontology annotation, cellular component: mitochondrial inner membrane. The record is from RefSeq and is a predicted model, not a curated record.